This is a messenger RNA of Parascedosporium putredinis, 687 nucleotides long. NCBI's taxonomy places the organism in Eukaryota, Fungi, Ascomycota, Sordariomycetes, Microascales, Microascaceae. The record is from the annotation of a GenBank genome assembly.
AUGCUCUCCUACGACAACCCCAUUAUCAUCAGCGGAAACAGCACAACAUCUGCCUCUAUCGCCGCCGUAGAUAUGGCCACAAACGGAUCCCGUAUUCCUGGCCGAGUCCAAGCGCCCCAGUCGGUUGGAGCUCCCGCCCUAGGUAAUGGCUCCGCAGACGCCACGCUUGCUAGCCAAACUGGCAAACCGACCAAAUCUCACCACAUCUUUCUCGUAACUGGACCUGCCGGCGUGGGCAAGAGCAGCGUGGCUGCCUAUCUAUCACAGAGCCUGGGCUUCCCUUACAUCGAAGGUGACGAGUUCCACCCUCUCAGCAACGUGGAGAAAAUGAGCAACGGCAUUCCCCUGACAGACGCAGACCGUUGGGAUUGGCUCACUGCGCUCCGCGAAGAAUCACUUCGUCAGAUUCGGGCGGGCUCUGAGGGCGUCGUCCUGACCUGCUCCGCCCUGAAGCAAAAAUACCGCGACGUCAUCCGAGUGGCGGGUUAUUUCGAUCAUUCGCUUCUAAUUCACUUUAUCUACCUUUCCGCGCCCGAAGAACUCCUCCUCGAACGAGUCAGCCUUCGACAGAACCAUUACAUGGGAGCCAACAUGGUUCAAAGCCACAUCGACGUCACCCGAACACUCGCAGAGGUCCAGGUUGAUGCCCUCGCCAAGGCUCGCGCCAUCAUGGCAACGACGGAUUAG